Fusarium keratoplasticum is the source of this 2760-nucleotide messenger RNA. RefSeq lists its product as uncharacterized. The transcript is spliced from 5 exons. The coding region runs from base 1 to 2760 and encodes 919 amino acids. The record is from RefSeq and is a predicted model, not a curated record. Lineage: Eukaryota; Fungi; Ascomycota; Sordariomycetes; Hypocreales; Nectriaceae.
AUGUUCAGCUUCAGGUCUCACGGCCUCCUGGUGGGGCUCAUCAUCCUCGUUGGCCUGGCUUCUCCUGCCUUUGCCUUCGGUGCUGGCAACAUUGCCUCAAUCUCCAAGGUUGAGGGCCAGAACUGGCGACACGGCGAUAUCGAAGAUGCUCUCCUCACCCUCACCCUGGCCCGUGCCCUCAAUGGCAAAAAGUUCAACAAGAUCAACGUUUCGCGCACGUACUUUGGAAACUGGCUCCGAGAUUACUCCCAGGCUGUCGAUGUCGGCACUGUCAAGUCCGUUUCUGCCGAAGCCAUCCGUCUCCUCCUUUGCGUUCUCGGCUUCAUGACCUUUGGCUACGGAUCCGGCGAGUUCGAGGUUACCGCUGAGCGACUGGGCUGCUACCGCCCUGAGGAGCACAUCGACAACCCCAAGGACUACGCCGAGAAUGUCGACGCUCGCCAGUAUGACCGUCGCCUUCGAGGUCCCAUUGAUGAGGAACGAGAGCUCUCGAUCGACCCAGAGACGGGCAUGAAGAACUACAUUGCCAACGAGCGCGCCGGUAUCAUGACCUCUGCCAAGCUUGUCAGACGCCUCUUUGGCGGUAUGAUUGAGCUCGGCCGCCGAUACAAGGAUUCUCAGCGAAAGGCAGACAAGUAUGAGGCUCUCCGUCUCAUGGGCACUGGACUGCACUGCCUCGAGGAUUUCUUUGCUCACAGCAACUACACCGAACUUGCACUUAUUGAGCUGGGCGAACGUGAUGUCUUCCCUCACUGUGGUCGUAACACCGAGAUCAACCUUGAGGGUGCUCGUGACCGUGUCUACCCCAUCGUUACUGGUACCUUUGGUGGUGUUGAUUUCUUGCAUUCCGUCACUGGUGAAGUGUCCGACAAGCUGACCCAGAAUGAGAUUGACGAACUCGAGGGCACUCUUCAGCAGGGCGCCGCGUCCGAUACCAGCAUGCUCCGGGACUUGCUGGACAAGAUCCCCGACGGCAUCUUUGGUAACAAGCACCAGAGUGAUCGCGUCGAUGAGCUCCAGCAGAACGCCGCCACGGCUCAGAUGGAGAAUGUUUCCGUCUCCCCUCGUGACCCUGAGGAGUUCACCCUCUACGUCCAGAACGUCUUCAAGCAGGUCAUGCCUGCCAUUGAGUUCCAUGAUGACAUCAUGAAGAGCAUCUCGGGCGCCGUUGAGAAGAUCCCUGUGCUGCCUAAGAUCAUUGAGCAGCUGGAGGAGCAGCUUUCCGUCUUCAUCUUCUCCAUCAUUGCCCCCUUCAUCGUCCCCCUGAUCCAGCAGAUCCGCAACGAGCUCAAGACUGGCUCCGACGAGAUCAUUGAGAGCAGUGAGCGCGAGCAGCACAUUGUUUUCCAUAAUGAUGACUCUAGCGAUCCCACUCACUCCAUGCUGUCCAAGGACCACUUCUCCAACAUUCUCAACGAAAUUGCCGGCCGAAACGCUGCCAGCAUGGUGCACUGGGUUGUCCCUCAGCUCAUGGACGCCGUUGAUGAUGAGAGUGUCGAUGUGGAUAGGCUCCUCGACGACAUAAUCGGCGGUAUCCUGCAUCACCCUGCCCAGCGUGAUAUGGGCAACCGCAAGGUCCAGGAGGGCCGACGCCGCUGCUACGAGAACGUCAAGGAGUGGUGGGGUGAGAUGGGCGAUGACCAGCGUGAGGACUACCGUCGCAAGCUGACCCGUGACGGCGUCCAGAACGGCGAGAACCACAAGGAGGGCGUCUAUGACACUGGUCACGGCCACGGCUGUGCUGGUAAGCUCAAGAUGCGCAAGCUCUACGGUGGUCCCGAGACUAUUGAGGACAAGAUUGCUGGUGCCGCCGCCGAUGCCAUCUUCAAGGGUGCUACUGGCGCUCUUUCUGGUAUGGUUGAGCAGAACACCGGCUACAAGAUGCCCUCUUCCGGCCGUAAGGAGGAGAAGGAGGAGGGUGGCUUUGGCGGAUUCCUCAACGCUGCCAGCUCCAUCCUUGGAGGAGCUUUCAACAGUGAUGACACCAGGCGUGAGACCAGCAGCCGCCGCGAGGACGACGGAUCGUAUACUCGCACCGAGACCGAGUAUGGCCGUCAUGGUGAUCGCUAUGGCCAGGCCGAGUACUCUCGAACAGAGCGCCCUGAUGGCAGCAGUCACGAACAGUACAGCCGGUACGAGCAACGAGACUCUGAGGGUGGCCGUCACACCGGAGGCUACGGCUAUGAGGAGCGAACAGAGACUCACCAGUCUUACUCGGGUAGCUACCAGCGCACCGAGCGCCACGAGUACCAUGGCUCAACUGAGGAGGGCUAUGGCCGCCGCCGUGACGACGACGAGGGCGGUUACGGUCGCCGUCGUGAUGACGAUGAAGGAGGUUAUGGUCGCCGCCGCGAUGAUGAUGAGGGCGGCUAUGGCGGUGGUCGACGCCAUGAGGAGGGCGGCUAUGGCGGCGGUGGUUAUGAGCGCCGCGAGGAGAGCCACAGCCGCCAUGAACGUCAAGAAGAGGGUGGCUACGGAGGUGGCUACGGCGGUGGUGGUUAUGGCGGCGGUCACGAGCGCCGUGAAGAGGGUGGCUACGGCGGGGGCUACGGAGGCGGCGAGCGUCGUGAGGGGGGCGGCUACGGUGGUGGUUAUGGCCAGGACAACUACGGUCGUCGUGAGGAAGGCGGCUACUCUGGAGGAGCCGCCGACGAGUACGUCCGCCAGAGCCAGGGCCAGGGAGGCUACGGCGGCGGAUAUGAGCGACGUGAUAAUGAUGAGUACGGCGGAAAUGGCUAUGGUGGUGACCGACGCUGGUAA